CCCAUCGUGCUUCGUGCCAAAACGGGCCGUGCCGGAACAACCCCCCACCACGGCGGCGGCGGCGGCGGCGCCAUGGCGAACAGCGGCAAGUCAUCGCCGGCGGCGACCUCCACCACCGCGCCGCCACCGGGUCGGCCGAAGGCGAAGGCGCCGCCCCUCACCGUCGAGGGCUACCCCGUGGAGGGCAUCUCCAUCGGCGGGCAGGAGACCUGCGUCAUCUUCCCGACGCUGAGCGCCGCCUUCGACAUCGGCCGGUGCCCGCAGCGCGCCGUCUCGCAGGAGUUCCUCUUCAUCUCCCACGCCCACCUCGACCACAUCGGCGGCCUCCCCAUGUACGUCGCCACCCGGGGCCUCUACCGGCAGCGCCCGCCCACCAUCUUCAUCCCCGCCUGCCUCAGGGACCCCGUGGAGCGCCUCUUCGAGCUCCACCGCUCCAUGGACCAGUCCGAGCUCAGCCACAACCUCGUCCCCCUCGAGAUUGGUCAGGAGCACGAGCUCAGGAGGGACCUCAAGGUGAAGGCCUUCAAGACCUACCACGCCAUUCCCAGCCAGGGGUAUGUGAUAUACACGGUGAAGCAAAAGCUCAAGCCAGAGUAUCUUGGCCUCCCUGGGAGCGAGAUCAAGCAGCUGAAGCUGUCAGGUGUGGAGAUUACGAAUACAUUGACGGUGCCUGAGAUUGCUUUUACCGGAGAUACGAUGGCAGAUUUCAUUCUUGAUCCUGAUAAUGCGGAUGUUUUGAAGGCGAAAAUUCUUGUAGUGGAGAGUACUUUUGUUGAUGACUCUGUUACAAUUGAGCAUGCAAGAGAAUAUGGGCACACCCAUCUGUUUGAGAUACUGAAUCAGUGUGACAAACUUGAAAACAAAGCUAUUCUGCUAAUCCACUUUUCUGCUCGUUAUACCGCAGAGGAAAUUGAUAUAGCAAUCAAUAAGUUGCCACCCUCUUUCAGAAGUAGAGUUCAUGCAUUGAAGGAAGGUUUCUGACAAAGAUGAAGUGAUCAAUCAGAAAUGAAGCAUUCAACCUUACUCUCCUCUCGAUGCACUCAUGUACCAAGAACUCUUUUUUUUUUUGGGGGGGGGGGGGGGGUGGGGGGGGAUCGAAUCCUUAACUCUUGAGUCCUGAAACAUUUCUGUAGCACCCCUUCACACACCGAACAUUAACAAUAUUUUACAUUUUUUUGGUCAUUGGUGAUCGCAAAGAGCAAUCGUUACAUCCAUGCUGUAUUACAUUAUACAUAGAGAUAGUACAUGUUGUGGAUAAUC
Messenger RNA from Oryza sativa Japonica Group (Japanese rice), 1260 nucleotides. RefSeq names its product nuclear ribonuclease Z. The record is from RefSeq and is a predicted model, not a curated record. Lineage: Eukaryota; Viridiplantae; Streptophyta; Magnoliopsida; Poales; Poaceae.